GCAGGACCCAGGGGCGGACCUUGAGGGGCUUAGGAGGGACAAAGAGCCGGCCCUGAGAGCAAAGGUGCAAAGGCGGCAGCAGCAGCAGCCCGGGCACUGCCACAUCUGCCACAAACGAUGCUGCUGGCAACGUUCAAGCUGUGCGCCGGGAGCUCCUACAGACACGUGCGCAACAUGAAGGGGCUGAGGCAGCAAGCUGUGUUGGCCAUUGGCCAGGAGCUGAACCGGAGGGCGCUGGGGGGCCCGACCCCUGGCACCUGGAUGAACCAGGUUCGGCGGCGGAGCUCUCUGCUCGGCUCUCGGCUGGAGGAGACUCUCUACAGCGACCAGGAGCUGGCCUACCUGCGGCAGGGGGAGGAGGCCAUGCAGACGGCCCUGGACAUCCUCGGUAAUCAGGAGGGCUGGAAGAAGGAGACCCAGCAGGCGAAUGGGGACAAAGUGCUGAGCAAAGUGGUCCCCGACGUGGGCAAGGUGUUCCGGUUGGAGGUGGUGGUGGACCAGCCCGUGGAGAGGCUCUAUGAGGAGCUUGCGGAACGCAUGGAGGCCAUAGGAGAGUGGAACCCGAAUGUCAAGGAGAUCAAGGUCCUGCAGAAGAUUGGCAAAGACACGGUCAUCACCCACGAGCUGGCUGCAGAGGCAGCAGGAAACCUGGUGGGGCCGCGCGACUUUGUGAGCGUGCGCUAUGCCAAGCGCCGCGGCUCCACCUGCGUGCUGGCCGGCAUGGCCACGCAGUUCGGGAAGAUGCCCGAGCAGAAGGGCGUCAUCAGAGCUGAGCUUGGCCCCACCUGCAUGGUGCUCCGUCCCCUGGCUGGAAGUCCCUCACAGACCAAACUCACCUGGCUGCUCAGCAUUGACCUCAAGGGGUGGCUGCCAAAGACUAUCAUCAACCAGGUCCUCUCACAGACCCAGGUGGAUUUUGCCAACCACCUGCGCAAGCACCUGGAGUCCAGCCCGGCCUCUGCAGCCAGGUGUUGAAGCCCAGCCUGCCGUUUCCACUGUGCCCAGCUGCGUUGGUUUG
This is a messenger RNA of Lemur catta (Ring-tailed lemur), 1018 nucleotides long. RefSeq names its product steroidogenic acute regulatory protein (gene STAR). The coding region runs from base 118 to 975 and encodes 285 amino acids. NCBI's taxonomy places the organism in Eukaryota, Metazoa, Chordata, Mammalia, Primates, Lemuridae. The record is from RefSeq and is a predicted model, not a curated record. The transcript has 7 exons. Gene Ontology annotation, cellular component: mitochondrial intermembrane space; mitochondrion. Gene Ontology annotation, biological process: regulation of steroid biosynthetic process; steroid biosynthetic process; intracellular cholesterol transport. Gene Ontology annotation, molecular function: cholesterol transfer activity; cholesterol binding.